AAAUUGGAGAUACUAGUAAUUUUCAUAAAAAUUUAACAUCCCAAUUAGAUUCGAUUAUUAAUAUUAAUGAUAUCAAUAAUGCUCCAAAUGAAAACAAUGAUAUCUUAAAUGUGAAAUAUAAAGAACUUUACUCUUUUUCUUGUAAAGAAAUAGUGCAAAUGGAUGAUGCUAAUAAAAACAGUAAAGUAAUGCAAGUGGAUAACGGUGGUGAUUUUGAAGAUAAAGAUCAUGAGGAAAACGAAGAAAUAAUGCAAGAAGUUGAAGAUCACAAGGAAAGUAAAGCAAUAAUGCAAAUAGAUAAUGUUAAUAAAAACAAUAAAGUAGCACAAGUGGAUAAUGGUAGUGAUGUUGAAGGUGAAGGUCAUAAGGAAGGUGAUGGUGAAAGCAAAGAUCAUAAUAAAGGUAAUGAAAAAGGUGAUAAUGAAGAAGACGAUGAAGGUGAUAAAGAGAGUAAUGAAGGAAGUGAUAAAGAUAAGAAUGAAGAUGAGGAUAAUGAUGAUGAACGAAAUAUUAAGCGACAACGAAUUGCGACAAAAACUUCUAAAAGGGUUAAUUGUCCCUCUAUACCUACUUUCCUUCAAGAAGUAUCCCCAGAUAUUAUAAAUCAAUGUAUUAUUUUAGCAUCUAUUACACAGGAUAUUAAUUUUAACAAAAUUGAAAUUAAUCUGACAAAAAAAAUUGCAACACUUAAGAACAAUCGAGGCGAAAUUGUAUUGGAGCCAAUAAACCCUAUCGAAAUUAGGAAGUCAAUUAUAAAUAUUAAAUUUCCUAAAUUUGAAAGGGUUAGUAAAAAGCAAGUUAGCCAAGAUCCUUACUCAUAUCUUGGCUAUUUUGCUAGUUUUCAACCUACUAAAAAAAAGGAGAUAUUAACUGGAAAUAAAUUAAAGGUUUCUAAGCAAUUUCAUGAGUUAUUAGCAUUUGAAAGCGAAUUAACCAUAAUAGCACUAUUUUAUAAUAAAAAUUUAUUUAUUAAAAAAGAUGAUUAUUAUAAAAGUCUUCUUAAUUAUCUAAAGGAACUUUCUAUACUUCAUAAAACUUCAAUAGUCCAAUUUAAUCCUGCUCAGAUUAAUAGUGGAUUAGCUUUGGAAUAUGAAAAUCUUGUAUUAUCAAAUUCAGAUGAUAAUUUAAAUUUACAAGAUCAAAUUAUGCUUUUAAGGCAUAUGCCGCAAUUAUCCCAGGAUCUCAAAGUCAAUAACCUAUCAAAGAAUGAUUCAUUAGAAAAAAAAGUAGAAAUUUUUUUAAUAUUAAUGAGUACAUGCUAUCAGUCUAUUUUUGAUUGUAAUAUUACAACUUAUAAUAUUGAAGUUUCUCACAGAAUGUCACUUCGAUUCUUAUAUAAAUUUGAAAUAGCAUAUAAUUACUUAACAGACUGGAUAAAUAAAUAUACAACCCGUGAAAAAGGAACUCUGUGUGCAACUCAAGUAAGGGCUUUACUUACUGGGAAAGAAUCACUAUAUGACAUGUUUAAUAUUAAUAAAUCAGACAAUUCUUUUAAUAUUAAACAUGUUAUUGAUAAAAAUAUUUCAUCAAAAAAACCUACAACUUUUAUUACUGCAGGACCUCGCUUGCAUCAAUUACUUAAAGCACUUAAUAAUAAUUGGGUACUUUUGGAUAUAAUUGAUGAUGUUAGUAUUACAUGGUUAGAGAGUAUGAGAAAAGAUGAAUAG
Messenger RNA from Dentiscutata heterogama, 1667 nucleotides. The record is from the annotation of a GenBank genome assembly. Lineage: Eukaryota; Fungi; Glomeromycota; Glomeromycetes; Diversisporales; Gigasporaceae.